CCGGGCUGCGCCGGAGGCGGGGGACCACGGGGACUCGGGUGAGCCCUGGAAGGCCCGGGCGGCUGCAGGGGAGCCGGUGCCCGCAUGCGAGGAGGGGCCUGCCGGGAAGUCCACCCCCACCUGUGCCGGGAGCGCCGCGCCGGGGUCCCCUGCGGGGUGGCAGGGUGACCGCGUCUGCGCCCCAGCCAUGAGGAUCCGGAUGGGCGUGCGGUGGACGUGUGCCGGCAAGAGCUGCCUGCUGCUGGCGCUGCUAACCGUGGCCUAUGUGCUGGUGGAGCUCUUGGGAUCCUCCUUCCACGCCUCCCCAGAAGCCGGCCAGGCCAGGGUGUCACGAAGGCUCGCAGACCUCCAGAGGGUGGAGGACUUGUCCCACCCGCUGUACGAGAAGCCCCCCGCAGAUUCCCAUGCGCUUGGAGAAUGGGGGAGGGCCAGCAAACUCCAGCUGGACGAGGGAGCGCUGAAGCAACAGGAGGAGCUCAUCGAGAGAUAUGCCAUCAACAUCUACCUGAGUGACCGGAUCUCCCUGCACCGCCACAUAGAGGACAGGAGAAUGUACGAGUGCAAGUCCAGGAAGUUCAACUACCGGAGGCUUCCCACCACCUCCGUGAUCAUCGCCUUCUACAACGAGGCCUGGUCCACGUUGCUCCGCACCAUUCACAGUGUGUUGGAGACUUCUCCUGCCGUCCUCCUGAAGGAGAUCAUCUUGGUGGAUGACUUGAGUGACAGAGUAUAUCUGAAGGCGCAGCUUGAAACCUACAUCAGCAGCCUGGAGAGGGUACGCUUGAUCAGGACCAAUAAGCGAGAGGGACUGGUUAGGGCACGCCUGAUCGGGGCCACUUUUGCCACUGGGGAUGUCCUCACGUUCCUGGAUUGCCACUGUGAGUGUAAUUCUGGUUGGCUAGAACCACUUCUGGAAAGGAUUGGCCGGGAUGAAACAGCUGUUGUUUGUCCUGUGAUCGACACCAUUGAUUGGAACACUUUUGAAUUCUAUAUGCAAACAGGGGAGCCCAUGAUUGGUGGGUUUGACUGGCGUUUGACGUUCCAGUGGCAUUCUGUCCCCAAACACGAAAGGGACAGGCGGCUAUCAAGAAUCGACCCCAUCAGAUCGCCCACCAUGGCUGGAGGGUUGUUUGCCGUCAGUAAGAAGUAUUUCCAGUACCUGGGAACGUAUGAUACGGGAAUGGAAGUGUGGGGAGGUGAGAACCUCGAGCUGUCCUUUAGGGUGUGGCAGUGUGGUGGCAAGUUGGAGAUCCACCCCUGUUCCCAUGUGGGCCACGUGUUUCCCAAGCGGGCACCAUAUGCCCGCCCCAAUUUCCUGCAGAACACAGCCCGGGCUGCAGAGGUGUGGAUGGACCAAUACAAAGAGCACUUCUACAAUCGAAACCCUCCAGCCAGGAAAGAAGCCUAUGGUGACAUUUCAGAAAGAAAAUUACUGCGAGAACGACUGAGAUGCAAGAGCUUUGACUGGUAUUUGAAGAACGUGUUCCCUAACUUACAUGUUCCAGAGGAUCGGCCAGGCUGGCAUGGGGCCAUUCGCAGUAUGGGGAUCUCAUCUGAGUGUUUAGACUAUAAUUCUCCCGACAACAAUCCCACAGGUGCUAACCUCUCACUGUUUGGCUGUCACGGUCAAGGAGGCAAUCAAUUCUUUGAAUAUACUUCAAACAAAGAAAUAAGGUUUAAUUCUGUGACAGAGUUAUGUGCGGAGGUUCCUGAGCAAAAAAAUCAUGUUGGAAUGCAAAAUUGUCCUAAAGAUGGGUUCCCUGUUCCAGCCAACAUUAUUUGGCAUUUUAAAGAAGAUGGCACCAUUUUCCACCCCCACUCGGGAUUGUGUCUUAGCGCCUAUCGGACACCGGAGGGCCACCCUAAUGUGCAGAUGAGAACUUGUGAUGCUUUGGAUAAAAAUCAAAUUUGGAGUUUUGAGAGAUAGAAGCGCACA
Molecule: messenger RNA, 1936 nt
Organism: Carlito syrichta (Philippine tarsier)
Lineage: Eukaryota; Metazoa; Chordata; Mammalia; Primates; Tarsiidae
Product: polypeptide N-acetylgalactosaminyltransferase 4
Exons: 1
Coding region: 188-1927 (579 amino acids)
Cellular component (GO): Golgi apparatus
Source: RefSeq, a predicted model, not a curated record